Molecule: messenger RNA, 769 nt
Organism: Sorghum bicolor (sorghum)
Lineage: Eukaryota; Viridiplantae; Streptophyta; Magnoliopsida; Poales; Poaceae
Product: 30S ribosomal protein S21, chloroplastic
Exons: 2
Coding region: 158-574 (138 amino acids)
Biological process (GO): translation
Cellular component (GO): ribosome
Molecular function (GO): structural constituent of ribosome
Source: RefSeq, a predicted model, not a curated record
AAAUAAGAGGAUAAGCCAAGCCUUCACUGUUUUCCCCACCGUCUCCCUCCCUCCCUCCCCUCCCUGCUUCCUCAGCCUCUCAUCCUAUCCAAGAAGGCAAGAACCCGACACAGGAACUCGCAGCAGCCGUUAGCGCCAGCCGAAGCAGGCCGCAGCCAUGGCCGCCCCCGCAACGACGACCUCCCUGCUGAGCACGCUGCCGCAGCUCUCGUCGUUCUCGGGGAAGAGCUCGCCUCCGUCCGUGGUGCACGUGGCGCGCCGGGCGCCGACGGCGGUGGUGGCUGCCAAGGGGUACAAUGUGCAGAUCCUGGUGGACGAGAACGAGGGGGAGGAGUCCAUCUUCCGCCGGUUCCGGCGGGAGGUGAUGCGCGCCGGCGUGCUGCAGGAGAUCAAGCGCCGCCGGAGGUACGAGAGUAAGACGGACGAGAAGAAGCGCAAGGCGCGCGAGGCCGGACGCCGCAACCGCCGCAGGCGUAUGAUGGAUGAGCCAAGGUUCCCAGAAGAAGACGCUGACGCAACCUCAAAGGCUCGGGACGAGGACGAUGACAACUGGGAGAUCGAUGGCAUCCUGUGAAACAAAAACAACGCAAUGUCCAUAAGCUCACAACGUCCAGAUGCACAGACCCGGCAAAUUUGAGUUCUUUUUGGCCCCAGUACGUAAGACGCAAACCGUAUGAGCGUGUUCAAUUCCACCUCAAUUGUUACAAACAGUUGCAAUGUACAACUAAAUUUUAGCAAAUGCAGCAUCCUCCGAUUCCUUUCAGUUUCA